Galeopterus variegatus (Sunda flying lemur) is the source of this 3294-nucleotide messenger RNA. It is a transcript of the gene FLG2, whose product is annotated as filaggrin family member 2. Gene Ontology annotation, molecular function: calcium ion binding; transition metal ion binding. Gene Ontology annotation, cellular component: nucleus; keratohyalin granule; cornified envelope. The coding region runs from base 1 to 3294 and encodes 1097 amino acids. The transcript is spliced from 2 exons. The record is from RefSeq and is a predicted model, not a curated record. Gene Ontology annotation, biological process: establishment of skin barrier. NCBI's taxonomy places the organism in Eukaryota, Metazoa, Chordata, Mammalia, Dermoptera, Cynocephalidae.
AUGACCGACCUCUUGAGAAGUGUUGUCACCGUCAUUGAUAUUUUCUAUAAAUACACCAACCAAGAUGGGGAAUGUAGCACACUGAGCAAGGAUGAGCUAAAGGAACUUCUUGAGAAAGAGUUUCGUCCAAUUCUGAAGAACCCAGAUGAUCCAGACACAGUGGAUGUCAUCAUGCAUAUGCUGGAUAGAGAUCAUGAUCGAAGACUGGACUUUACUGAGUUUCUUCUGAUGAUAUUCAAGCUGGCUAUGGCCUGCAACAAGGUUCUCAGCAAAGAAUACUGCAAAGCUUCAGGGUCAAAGAAGCGUAGGCAUGGUCACCGACACCAAGAGGAAGAAAGUGAAACAGAAGAGGAAGAAGAGACACCAGGACAGAAAUCAGGUUACAGACAUUCAAGUUGGAGUGAGGGAGAGAAGUAUGGAUAUAAUUCUGGGGGCUUGAGGGAAACUAGAAAACAUAGACAUGGGUCCAACUCUAGGAGGUUGGGAAGGCGAGGUGAUUUUUCCAGCUCAGAGAAUCAAGAGGGAUCUGAGAAAAGACGCCGGGGGUCUAGCUCUGGUCAUUCAUGGAGUAGUGGCAAAGACAGACAUGGUUCCAGCUCUGGAGAGCUGGGAGAAAGAAGAAGCAAGUCACAUGUUCGCCCCUCUAGGGAAUCUGGGGAGGAAUAUGAAUCUGGAUCUGAAUCAGAGAGUUGGGGAAGGAAAGGACAGGGUGGUCUGUCACAUGAAUUGGAGACCAAUGGGCAUGAGUCAAACUCUACUCAGUCAAGAAGGACUGGAGGAUAUCUUGAGUGUAGCUCUGCAGGUUCAGGAGAUAGUGUGAGGCAAAGUCAUGUAUGUGGUUACAGCAAUUCAGGAGGGUGUGGAAGGUCACAAAAUGCUUCUAGUUCUUGUCAGACAAGUAGAUUUGGAGUACAAGGAAAUCAAUCUAGCUGUACCCAACCAGACUGUCAACCAGGAAGUAGUGGAGGACAAGGUCAGGUGUGUAUCUCAGAAGGUCAGUCCUCUGGAUAUGGUCAACUUGAGCCUAGAUCCUGUAGCCAGUCUCCUAGUAGGAGAAGAUAUGGAUCUAGAGAAUGUGGUCAAGCACAGAACUGUGGAGGACAACAGGGAACAGGCUCAAGUCAUUCCUCUUGCCAUGGACAAUAUGGGUCAGGAACAAGUCAAUGUUCUAGUUAUGGUCAACAUAGAUCAGGUUCCUGUGGACGCUAUUCAAACUCACAUCAAAAAGGGUCCUGUUCAAAAGAAUUUUCCAAAUGUAGUCAACAUGGGUCUGGUUCAGAUCAGUCCUGUACCUAUGAACAACAUAGAACAGGCUUAAGUCAGCCCUCUGGCUAUAGACAACAUGGAUCUAGAUCAUGUCAGCCUGGCUGUGGACAACAAGGGUCAGGAUCAAGUCAGUCAUGUGGCUAUGGCAAACAUGGGACUAGCUCAGGUCAGUCAUCUGGCUUUGAAAAACAUGGGUCUGGCUCAGGUCAGUCCUCUGGCUUUGGACAGCAUGGGUCUGGCUCAGGCCAGUCGUCUGGCUAUGGCCAGCAUGGGUCUGAAUCAGGUCAGAUGUCUGGCUUUGGCCAACAAGGGACUGGAUCAGGUCAUUCGUCUGGCCACAGCCAGCAAGGGUCUGGCUCAGGCCAGUCCUCUGGCUAUGGCCAGCAUGGGUCUGAAUCAGGUCAGACGACUGGCUAUGGCCAGCAUGGGUCUGGCUCAGCCCAGUCCUCUGGCUACGGCCAGCAUGGGUCUGGAUCAGGUCAUUCGUCAGGCUACGGCCAGCAAGGGACUGGAUCAGGUCAGUCAUCUGGCUAUGGCCAGCACGGGUCUGGAUCAGGUCAGUCGUCAGGAUAUGGCCAGCAUGGGACUGGAUCAGGUCAGUCCUCUGGCUAUGGCCAGCACAGGUCUGGCUCAGGCCAGUCCUCUGGCUAUGGCCAGCAUGGGUCUGGCUCAAGCCAGUCGUCUGGCUACGGCCAGCACGGGUCUGGAUCAGGUCAGUCGUCAGGCUACAGCCAGCACGGGUCUGGAUCAGGUCAGUCCUCUGGCUACGGCCAGCACGGGUCUGGCUCAGGUCAGUCUUCUGGCUAUGGCCAGCAUGGGUCGGGCUAUGGUCAGUCUUCUGGCUAUGGCCAGCAGGGGUCAGGCUCAGGUCAGUCGUCUGGUUAUGCACACUAUGGAUCUGGAUCAGGUCAUUCGUCUGGCCACAGCCAGCAUGGGUCUGGCUCAGCCCUGUCCUCUGGAUAUGGCCAGCACGGGUCUGAAUCAGGUCAGACGACUGGCUAUGGCCAGCACGGGUCUGGCUCAGCCCAGUCCUCUGGCUACGGCCAGCAUGAGUCUGGAUCAGGUCAUUUGUCAGGCUAUGGCCAGCAAGGGACUGGAUCAGGUCAGUCAUCUGGCUAUGGCCAGCACGGGUCUGGAUCAGGUCAGUCAUCAGGAUACAGCCAGCACAGGACUGGAUCAGGUCAGUCGUCAGGCUACGGCCAGCAAGGGACUGGAUCAGGUCAGUCCUCUGGCUACGGCCAGCACGGGUCUGGCUCAGGCCAGUUGUCUGGCUACGGCCAGCACGGGUCUCGUUCAGGCCAGUCCUCUGGCUAUGGCCAGCACGGGUCUAGCUCAGGUCAGUCUUCUGGCUAUGGCCAGCACGGGUCUAGCUCAGGUCAGUCCUCUGGCUAUGGCCAGCACGGGUCUGGCUCAGGUCAAACGUCUGGCUACGGCCAGCAUGGGUCUGGCUCAGGUCAAACGUCUGGCUACGGCCAGCAUGGGUCUGGCUCAGGUCAGACAUCUGGCUAUGGCCAGCACGGGUCUGGAUCAGGUCAGACGUCAGGAUACGGCCAGCACGGGUCAGGCUAUGGUCAGUCUUCUGGCUACGGCCAGCAUGGGUCGGGCUCAGGUCAGUCAUCUGGCUACGGCCAGCAUGGGUCUGGCUCAGGCCAGUCAUCUGGCUACGGCCAGCAUGGGUCUGGCUCAGGCCAGUCAUCUGGCUACGGCCAGCAUGGGUCAGGCUAUGGUCAGUCUUCUGGCUACGGCCAGCAUGGGUCUGGCUCAGGCCAGUUGUCUGGCUACGGCCAGCAUGGGUCUGGCUCAGGCCAGUUGUCUGGCUACGGCCAGCAUGGGUCUGGCUCAGGCCAGUCAUCUGGCUACGGCCAGCAAGGGUCGGGCUAUGGUCAGUCUUCUGGCUACGGCCAGCAUGGGUCUGGCUCAGGCCAGUCGUCGGAGGAAGGGGGUCUAGUCACAGCCAGGUCAGUGAUAGUGAAGAGCACUCAGGAGCCUCACCCAGACACUCAGAAUCCACGUAAUAACUUCGUAUAG